Messenger RNA from Gracilinanus agilis (Agile Gracile Mouse Opossum), 2820 nucleotides. It is a transcript of the gene BIN1, whose product is annotated as bridging integrator 1. Gene Ontology annotation, biological process: regulation of endocytosis. Gene Ontology annotation, molecular function: phospholipid binding; tau protein binding. Gene Ontology annotation, cellular component: plasma membrane; cytoplasm; synaptic vesicle. Bases 433 to 2229 code for a protein of 598 amino acids. The transcript has 19 exons. Lineage: Eukaryota; Metazoa; Chordata; Mammalia; Didelphimorphia; Didelphidae. The record is from RefSeq and is a predicted model, not a curated record.
CUAGGCUCCUUUAAGGCAGGCUCAGUCGCUGGGCCCCCACCCCCGGGGGGGGACUGUCUCUUUAAAAGGCUGUAUCUUGUCCUGCAGCUGCUCGGGGGCGGGGGGCGAUGACCAUUGUUUCUGGCCGGGGUGAUUCUGCCCCCUCCCCUUCUCCUCCUUCUCCGCCCUUCCCCCUCCUCCCUCUUCCUCCUCUCCACCCCUCUCUCCCUCUCCCUCUCCCUCUCUCUCUCUAGCUCUUUCCCUCUCCCUCUCUCUCUCCCUCUCGAGCUCAGAGGCUGAGAGAGAGCGCGCGGCGUCGGAGACGCGGAGCUCUAUGUAGGCUCUUGCCCGCUGCAUUGGUGCACCCGCCUCCCGGGCACACGCACACCUACCUAGAUUUAAUUGGCAAUUAAACUAGUGGUGGGGGAAAGAAAAGAAAGGCAGGAGGACAAGAUGGCUGAGCUAGGCAGUAAGGGAGUGACCGCGGGGAAAAUAGCCAGCAACGUGCAGAAGAAACUCACCCGUGCGCAGGAAAAGGUCCUCCAGAAGUUAGGGAAGGCAGAUGAGACUAAGGAUGAACAAUUCGAGCAGUGUGUCCAGAACUUCAACAAACAGCUGACAGAAGGGACCAGGCUGCAGAAGGAUCUCCGCACCUACUUGGCAUCUGUCAAAGCAAUGCAUGAAGCAUCGAAGAAGCUAACAGAGUGUCUGCAGGAGGUGUAUGAGCCAGACUGGCCUGGGAGAGAAGAAACAAAUAAAAUAGCAGAAAACAAUGACCUGCUAUGGAUGGAUUACCAUCAGAAACUGGUGGACCAGGCGCUUCUGACCAUGGACACUUAUCUAGGCCAGUUUCCUGACAUCAAGUCUCGAAUUGCAAAGCGUGGGAGGAAGUUGGUGGACUAUGACAGUGCCCGCCACCAUUAUGAGUCUCUCCAGACCGCCAAAAAGAAGGAUGAAGCCAAAAUUGCCAAGCCUGUCUCGCUGCUUGAGAAAGCUGCUCCCCAGUGGUGCCAAGGGAAACUGCAGGCUCAUCUCGUAGCUCAAACUAACCUGCUCCGAAACCAGGCUGAGGAGGAGCUCAUUAAAGCUCAGAAAGUAUUUGAGGAGAUGAAUGUUGACUUGCAGGAAGAGUUACCAUCUUUGUGGAAUAGCCGUGUUGGUUUCUAUGUCAACACAUUCCAGAGCAUUGCUGGCCUUGAAGAGAAUUUCCACAAGGAGAUGAGCAAGCUGAACCAAAACCUGAAUGAUGUGCUGGUGAGCCUGGAAAAGCAGCAUGGCAGUAACACAUUCACUAUCAAGGCCCAGCCAAGCGACAAUGCCCCCACGAAAGGGAACAAGAGCCCCUCACCACCACCCGAUGGUUCCCCAGCUGGCACCCCUGAGAUCAAGGUCAACCACGAGCCUGAACCAGCCAGCCUGGAUACUCCUGGGGCUGCCAUCCCCAAGUCGCCGUCUCAGCUUCGAAAAGGUCCACCAGUCCCACCGCCUCCCAAACACACUCCGUCCAAGGAAAUCAAGCAGGAGCACAUUAUCAGCUUGUUUGAUGACAAUUUUGUCCCCGAGAUCAGCGUGACCACCCCCUCACAGUUUGAUGCCCCUGGGCCUUUCCAGGAAAAUGCCAGCCUAUUGGAUCUGGACUUUGAUCCCAUCCCACCAGUCGCAAGCCCUGUGAAGGCACCUACACCCUCUGGUCAGUCAAUUCCAUGGGAUCUCUGGGAGGCUGCAGAGAGUCCAGCUGGCAGCCUGCAGUCUGUGGAGCAGGGCCCUGCUGAUAGCGCCACCGAAGAGGGCGCUUUUCCCGUGGUCUGGCCCAGCCAGACCGCAGAGCCUGGGCCGGCCCAACCAGGAGAUGUGGCAGAGGCUGGCGGGACGAAACCAGUGGCAGCACCCGAAGGAGCCAAAGAGACGGCGGCAAGUGAAGGGGCCUCUAGCUCCCUGCCUGCUGUGGUGGUUGAGACCUUCCCGGCCACUGUGAAUGGAACUGUAGAGGGCAGUACUCCCCCUAAGAGGUCUGACCUGCCCCCAGGAUUCAUGUUCAAGGUCCAGGCACAGCAUGACUACACAGCCACGGACAGCGAUGAACUACAGCUGAAGGCUGGUGAUGUUGUGCUGGUGAUUCCCUUUGAGAAUCCAGAGGAGCAGGAUGAAGGCUGGCUGAUGGGUGUGAAGGAGAGUGAUUGGCACCAGCAUAAGGAGCUGGAGAAAUGCCGAGGCGUUUUUCCUGAGAACUUCACGGAAAGAGUUCAGUGAGAGCUAGAGCCAUCAGUCUUCUUCCAAGGGGCGUGAAGCCACCUCCCACCCCCCUCUCCACAAAAAAAAAAAAAAAAAAAAAAAAAAUGUGUUUUACUGCGAUUUGUGUUAGUUGUGUAAUGUGGAUAAGGGUAAGACGACAGAAGAAGCAGAAAAGAAGAGAAGAAGAAGAACUAAGGCUGAAAAACUUAACAGAUGACAAACAAAAAUUGGAACAGUUAAAAUGAAGUUUUAAAAAGUGUUAUUUUGCAGCUGAUAUGUAUCCCUGUAGUUGAGUUCCAAGGCUGAAAUAUCCCUACUCAGUUCUCAGUAGCAUGUGAGCCUUGAUCAGGAAAUAACCCACUGGGGUGAGAGAGUGACCUUGUUGAAGACAAACAGCAAGGGGAUACUCAGACCAUCGUGCUUAUCUGUCACCAUGGCCCGUCCCAUGGUGAACAUCCUCCAUCCUUCCCAGCAACUGCUGUUGGCAUGGGUAUUGACAAGCAGCUCCCCAUCUAAUCUUGGCUUCAAAGAUCCUCCUUCGACCCCACUGGCCAGAACACGUGUUGGGCUGUUUGACAAUAAAUACUAGUGUACAGUGUUAAAUGAAAA